AUUUUCUCUAAAACUAAGCGAACAUAACAAAUGCUGUGUGUAGGAGACCAAGCCACAGAGGAGGACGAAAGUGGUCCCUGCCCCGGCACUACCAGGUCACGUGACAGCAGAGCCGUGGGCCCAGACGAAAGCGAACUGGAUUCUGAGGCUGAGCUCAUGAGAAGUAUGGGGCUGCCCCUUCAGUUCGGUGGGGUGUCUGCACAUAAGAAUUUUGAGGUAUCCAUGAAUACUAGAAACAAAGUUAAAAUUAAAAAGAGAAAGAAAAAACAUCAAAAGAAGUACUUGGAGGAAAUCAUGAUAGAAUCUUGGAGACAAGAUUAUGAAGAAGAUGACAUUUUGGCUCCACACACCCCGCCUUCAGUUGAGCAGUGUGAGAACACCAGAGCGUGUAAACUUCAAACCAAAGAAGACACUGAAACUGAAAAUCUUCCUGUCGAAAAUACUGUAUCCCCAAAGCUAGAAAUUACAGAGAAAUGGGAAAGGUAUUGGCAUGAAUAUGGUGCAGGACUGUUAUGGCAAAGCUGGCAAGAAAAACAUCCCGACCAGAUGCUGUGUCUUGAACCUUGGAACGUCCCUGAUACAAAGGAAGAAUGGGAACAGCAUUACAGUCAGCUCUAUUGGUAUUAUUUGGAGCAGUUUCAUUACUGGGAAGCACGGGGUUGGACUUUUGAUGCCUCAGAGAGCUGUGAUGCAGAAACUUACGGGUCUAAAAUGGAAGGUGACAACAAGACAGAUGAAUGUUACAUGAAAACAGACUCACUUGCUUCUCCAUCGUCAUCAACUGGCAGCGAAAGUUCUAGUUCAAGUGGUGGAGAUCAUAAUGAAAUACUUGAUGGGAUUAGCAAUAUAAGUCUGAAUUCAGAGGAGGUGGAACAGAGCAGGUUGGAUUGCUCUGUGAGUGGUGGUGGACGUCAGCGGCCAGGUGACGCUGACAGGGGAAGAGAAUGCCCUGCUUCUGGCCAAAGUGAACCAGGCAAUGGAGGAACCAAAGAAAGCGGCUUGUCUGAGAAGAGAAACACCGAGCAACCAGCUCAGGAUUCACAGGAGUCAUUAGAAGCAAACGCAGCCAAAGACAGGCCCCACCCUGAGGGCACUGAUGGAGACGAGAGUGAGGAAGAGCCACCUGAGCAGAAGCGGAGCAAACUCCGGAGGAGCCAUGAACUGGACAUCGAUGAAAACCCAGAUUUGGACUUUGAUGACAGCGGUUCCCUUCUAGGAUUCAAGCAUGGCUCCGGGCAAAAAUACGAUGGAAUUUCAGAUUUCAGCCACCGGCGGGUCAGGUACCUACAGAAGAAUGUGAAGUAUAAGUCAAAGUUCUUGGACAUGAGACGACGAAUCAAUAUGAAAAACAAACACAUCUUCUUUACUGAAGAGCCAGAAAAAACGCUUUUCAAGAAAAGCAAAACUUUGAGUAAGGUAGAAAAAUUCCUAAAAUGGGUUAAUGAACCAGUGGAUGCAGAAGCAUCACAGGAGUCAGUUUCUGGUGACAACGUGCAGGACACGUGCACCAGCAGUGGGUCAGAGGAGCGAGAGACGAAUGCGAAGAAAGGUGACGCCCCGCGGGAGGCGAGCAUCCCGGAACCUGGGGAGGGCCGUGCCGGGUCUCCAGCGGCGGAGCUGCAAGCAGAAGAAAAUGCCGGGUACGGCGCGGCAGCAGCCACCACAGAUGCGGAGGACGGCGUGGCUCGGGCUGCACCAGGCCCCCGUCAGGUGGAAGCUGAAGCUGAAAAUAAGAAGAAGAGGAAGAAGAAGAGAAGCAAGAACAGAAAGGCAGUUGGUCUGCCUCCCGACAUCGCUGCUGUGCCUGAGCUGGCGAAGUACUGGGCCCAGAGAUACCGGCUCUUCUCCCGCUUCGACGACGGCGUCAAGUUAGACCGCGAGGGCUGGUUCUCAGUCACACCCGAGAAGAUCGCCGAACACAUCGCGGGCAGAGUCAGCCAGGCCUUCACGUGUGGUGGCGUCGUCGUCGACGCAUUUUGUGGCGUUGGAGGAAAUACCAUUCAGUUUGCCUUGACAGGAAAGAGGGUGAUCGCCAUUGACAUUGAUCCUGUCAAGAUUGACCUUGCUCGCAACAAUGCAGAAGUUUAUGGGACGGCGGACAAGAUUGAGUUCAUCUGUGGAGAUUUCCUACAGCUGGCUCCUGGUUUAAAGGCCGACGUCGUGUUCCUCAGCCCGCCCUGGGGGGGACCGGACUACGCCACUGCAGAGAUCUUUGACAUCAGGACAAUGAUGUCCCCUGAUGGCUUUGAAAUUUUCAGACUUUCCCAGAAGAUCACUAAUAAUAUUGUAUAUUUUCUUCCAAGAAACGCUGAUGUCGACCAGGUGGCGUCCUUGGCUGGGCCUGGAGGGCAAGUGGAAAUAGAACAAAACUUUCUUAACAAUAAAUUGAAAACAAUCACUGCCUACUUCGGGGACCUGAUCCGAAGAUCAGCCUCUGAAUCCUAACCGAGGUGGCCCAAGGACAGAAGGUCAUGAAGGAAUCAGGACGUUCCUCACGUGACACGUUCCGAAUUUCUCGUCUGUGUUCACUGGUAUUUUGCACCCAUAGGCUUAUGUCACCACGUGAACUGGACACUUAUGGGACACUAAUGAAUGUUAAUGAAGUUCUUUGAGAUCCUUGGAGAACGUUACCUGUAUGUUGUACAUAGGACAGUACGCGUCUGGGGGCAGCUGUGUGCUCUCCUGUGCGUGUGUGCGUGCACAUGUGUGUAGGCCUAUCUGUAUUUUUUUAAAUUAAGUGUUUUUACUGGUGUAAACUGAAGAGUCUCCGUGUCAGUGAAUACACACAGGCCCGCCUCGGGGUGUCUCGUGGUGGUUCUGACUCCCGUCUUCUGGACGUGCCCAGGUGACUUAACCAGCCCCCGCUGGUGGCCCUCGGGCUGUGUGGGGCGCUCUGCGGUUUCCACUGGCUCCGGGCUUUGCUGCUCCUGGGUUUACAGAAGUGACAGACCUCUUCCACUCAGCAUAUAAAUGCGUUUAUUUACCGUUCUUUUCUCACA
Molecule: messenger RNA, 2999 nt
Organism: Vicugna pacos (alpaca)
Lineage: Eukaryota; Metazoa; Chordata; Mammalia; Artiodactyla; Camelidae
Source: RefSeq, a predicted model, not a curated record